Linum tenue is the source of this 708-nucleotide messenger RNA. The record is from the annotation of a GenBank genome assembly. NCBI's taxonomy places the organism in Eukaryota, Viridiplantae, Streptophyta, Magnoliopsida, Malpighiales, Linaceae.
AUGCCACCAGUACCCCGACCAGUGGUCAUCCUACGAUUCGUCGAUGAUAUCCUACGGCGGAGGAACAGCGCCGGCAGCGGAGGAUCAGGAUCAGGAUCAGUACCGGCUGGCCGCGGAGGUGCCGAAGAAGAGGGCGGGCGGCACCCGGUGUACAGGGGCGUGAGGCAGAGGAACGGCGACAAGUGGGUCUGCGAGCUCCGCGACCCCAACACCAAGACACGUGUCUGGCUGGGGACCUACCCGACCCCGGAAAUGGCGGCCCGGGCUCAUGACGUGGCGGCCCUCGCAUUCCGCGGGAAGUCCGCCUGCCUCAAUUUCGCGGACUCUGCCUGGAGGCUCCCCGCCCCUGCUUCCACCGACGCCAAGGACGUCAGGAAGGCCGCCGCCGAUGCCGCCGAGAUGUUCCGCCGGGCGGAGGCGCAGGAGGGAUACCAUUUCUCGGCCGGAGAAGAUGAUUGCUCCGGUGGUAGUAGUGGCGGGAAUUGUAAUUACGAUUACAGCUGCAAUUACGAUGGUAAUUAUGGUAGUGGGGGUCAUUACGUGGACGAAGAGGAAGUGCUGCAGAUGCCGAGGCUGCUGUCGGAGAUGGCUGAAGGGCUGCUGCUGCCUCCGCCGCCGCCGAGCUAUGGGAUGGAGGAGAGUCACGGUGAUCAGUGGAGCUACGGGGAGAGUUCCAGUAAUCAUCAGGAUUGGUCGCUGUGGAACUAG